Pogoniulus pusillus (Red-fronted tinkerbird) is the source of this 2446-nucleotide messenger RNA. It is a transcript of the gene CERKL, whose product is annotated as ceramide kinase like. The coding region runs from base 53 to 1765 and encodes 570 amino acids. The record is from RefSeq and is a predicted model, not a curated record. NCBI's taxonomy places the organism in Eukaryota, Metazoa, Chordata, Aves, Piciformes, Lybiidae. Gene Ontology annotation, molecular function: lipid kinase activity. The transcript has 14 exons. Gene Ontology annotation, biological process: phosphorylation; sphingolipid metabolic process.
CUAGGCGCCGCGGCCCCUGUUCUUCGCAAGCAGAGGCGGGCCUGGCCCGAGAAUGCGGCCGGCGGACGCCCCCCGCGGAAAGCCGCGCUCGCAAGCGAUGGCCACUGGUGCCGGUCGCUCUCGCUGCUCGGAGGGUGUGGUAGCGGAGAGGCAACGGAGGGUGGCCCCGCUAGCGGCAACUUCGCCGGCCGAGGCGGGAGAAGAGCCAUUCCUUAGGGGCAUCUUCGAGAUCAGCAAGAGGAGCUGCGACGUGGUGCUGAGCGCCCGGCGGCUCCGCUGGAGCCCCAUCCUGCCCGAGAGCCCCACAGGUGAUUCCAGUAUGCUCUUACAAGCACCAGAGGAGAUUAUUGAAAUGAAAGAUGUAUUUUCAGUAAAACUGAAACGUCGUCGUUUUGUGGGGCAAAAAAAAGGUGGUAUGUUGUUGGGUAUCACCAUUUUUAAGUGCUUGAAUAAAGAAGAGAAUAAACUGACAGACUGUGCCAUCCAUUUACAUAACUUAAGUGAAGAUCAUUGUCAUUCAUGGUUUAAGCAUCUAAAGGAAAUUUUGAAUGGCUUUCAAAAUAGACCCAAAUCCUUAAAGGUGUUUGUUAAUCCAAGGAGUCACAAAAGAGAAGCCACUCAUAUUUAUUAUGAACAAGUUUCACCUCUUUUUAAGCUUGCUGGCAUUAAAACUGAUGUCACCAUAACUGAAUAUGAAGGACAUGCUCUCUCAGUACUUAAAGACUGUGAACUGCAGGCAUUUGAUGGGGUAGUUUGUGUUGGUGGAGAUGGAUCUGUCAGUGAAGUUGCUCAUGGUCUUCUACUUAAAGCCCAGAUAGAUGCUGGAAAGGACACAGACUAUAUACCAAAGCCUGUCAAAGCACCAGUUCCUCUUGGAGUAAUACCAGCAGGUACUACUAAUAUUUUGGCCCACACUCUCUAUGGUGUUAAGCAUGCAGUGACUGCAACGUUGCACAUUGUAAUGGGACAUAUUCAACCAGUGGAUGUCUGUACUUUCAGUACUCCAAGCAAGCUGUUGCGAUUUGGGUUCUCAGCUAUGUUUGGUUUUGGUGCAAGGACUCUAGAGUUGGCUGAAAAGCACCGUUGGAUGCCCGCCAGUCAGCGGAAGGAUUUUGCUUUUCUCAAAACACUGGCAGAUCUUAAGCCAGAGGAAUGUGAAAUAUCAUUUGUACCAGUACAAAUUCCACAGGGAGACCAUCAUGAGAAUGACAGAAAGAAGAAAGUGAAAACCAAAAAAAAAGGUAGCAAGAAUCAAUGGCACAAAACUCAGGGUCACUUCCUGAAUGUGAGCAUUAUGGCAAUCCCUUGUCUGUGUUCAAUGGCACCAAGAGGCUUGGCACCUAAUACGAGAUUGUGCUGUUGCAUAGUCUGUGGACAUUCCUGGAGCAGUUGUUCAGUAGCCAGAGAACUGUUGAAUAAUGGAAGCAUGGCUCUUAUUCUCGUGCAAAAUACUUCUCGGACAGAGUUUAUCAAGCACCUGAAGAGAUACACUAGCGAAAGAAAUCAGUUUAAUUUUCCCUUUGUUGAGACCUACACGGUUCAAGAAGUAAAAGUACAACCAAGGCUUGGAAGUGGGCUUGAUGCCAAAGAAAAUAAAUGUAUGAAUGCUGCCUCUGCAGAACGGCAUCACCCUUGGAAUAUAGAUGGAGACCUACUGAAAGAAGCCUCGGAAGUUCACGUUCGGGUGCAUCCUCAACUGAUCAAUCUCUAUGGAGUGAACACUGAUGACCUGGAGCGUUCCCAAGCAACAUGCAAUUGCAUAUAGAAGGGAGGCACUGCAAGUUCUAUGUUAAAGAAUCCUUUUCUUACCUCUGUGCAGAGUUUUUCAAGGCCCCAGUUUUUCACUCGCUGAGUUCAGUUAUUGUGCUUAACUGGGUUGUUUAUAAACAUUUUAAACCAGAACUAUUAUAAAGUUAUAUAUUUUUAUCUGGCUGUAUUUAACUGUAAAGAAACUAUUGGGCCUAACAAGAAAAAAAUAAAUCUGAUUAUAUAUUGUUUCCUUAGUGAAACCUCACAUUUAUAGCAGAAGAAAAUGAUUUUCUGUAAUAUUAUUUUACCUACUGCUAUACAGUAUGAGAUAGUUGUAAGCCUGUGCUACCAGUACUAUGCUGCUCUCCUUGUCAGUUCAAGUAGAGUGAGUGAAUGGAGGUUUGGUGCAACCUCAUGGUGAAGAACAAUGUCAAAAACUAGAUAUAUUUUUUUAAUCAAGUACUUAAUUUGUAGUUACCAGUUUUACUCUUGCCUUAAUGUGUUUGCUUUCAAAUUGUUUGUAGUCAAAAAGUAGAACCAAACAAUAUGCUGCUGUUUUACGUGGCUUUUCCUGACUGAAAUGUAUUUUAAAGACUACUCUUUCCACAAAAGAAAUCUUUAAAAAUAUUUUAUCUACCCUAGAACUGAAAUGAUAUUCAGCCUAGUUGCUGAGAAUAAAGUAAUGAUAAAUGACUUA